Exophiala bonariae is the source of this 1392-nucleotide messenger RNA. It is a transcript of the gene MTS2, whose product is annotated as 26S protease regulatory subunit. The record is from RefSeq and is a predicted model, not a curated record. The coding region runs from base 1 to 1392 and encodes 463 amino acids. Gene Ontology annotation, biological process: proteasome-mediated ubiquitin-dependent protein catabolic process. The transcript has 3 exons. Gene Ontology annotation, molecular function: ATP binding; ATP hydrolysis activity; proteasome-activating activity. NCBI's taxonomy places the organism in Eukaryota, Fungi, Ascomycota, Eurotiomycetes, Chaetothyriales, Herpotrichiellaceae. Gene Ontology annotation, cellular component: proteasome regulatory particle, base subcomplex.
AUGGGAAAUCAACAAUCCCAGAUGGGAGGUGGUCCUCCCGGACAAGGAGGCAAAGACGACAAGGAUAAGAAGAAGGAUAAACCUAAGUACGAGCCACCGCCACAGCCUACAACAAGAAUCGGUCGAAGAAAGCGCAAGCAGGCCGGUCCCAAUGCCGCCGCAAAGCUCCCUCAAAUCUAUCCUACCGCAAGAUGCAAACUCCGAUACCUGCGAAUGCAAAGAGUCCACGAUCAUCUUCUCCUGGAAGAAGAGUACGUUGAAAACCAGGAGCAACUAAGAAAGGCAAAGGCUGCACAAACGCAAACCCCGGCCGUCGCUGGUGAGGGCGAAGCCCUUGAUCGGAAUGCCGACGAAAGAAGUCGAGUCGAUGAUAUGCGCGGAAGUCCUAUGGGUGUUGGUAACCUUGAGGAGCUUAUCGAUGAUGACCACGCCAUUGUUUCAUCCGCCACAGGUCCCGAAUACUAUGUUUCAAUCAUGUCUUUUGUCGACAAGGAUCUGCUUGAACCCGGAGCUUCCAUCCUACUACAUCACAAAUCGGUCUCCGUUGUUGGCGUUCUCACAGAUGAUGCCGAUCCGUUGGUGUCUGUCAUGAAGUUGGAUAAAGCUCCUACAGAAUCAUAUGCCGAUAUUGGAGGCCUGGAACAACAGAUACAGGAAGUCCGCGAGGCUGUGGAAUUACCUCUACUGCAUCCCGAGUUGUAUGAAGAGAUGGGCAUCAAACCACCGAAAGGUGUCAUUCUCUAUGGUGCUCCGGGUACAGGAAAGACACUACUGGCCAAAGCUGUCGCGAACCAGACUUCUGCCACUUUCCUGAGAAUUGUCGGUUCGGAACUCAUUCAAAAAUACCUCGGAGAUGGCCCAAGACUGGUGCGACAACUUUUCCAAGUUGCUGCAGAGAACUCUCCCAGCAUUGUAUUCAUCGACGAGAUCGACGCUAUCGGUACGAAACGUUACGAAUCAACAUCCGGUGGUGAAAGAGAAAUUCAACGGACCAUGUUGGAACUUUUGAAUCAAUUGGAUGGUUUCGAUGAUCGAGGUGAUGUGAAGGUCAUCAUGGCUACCAACAAGAUUGAGACACUAGAUCCCGCAUUGAUUCGACCAGGACGUAUUGAUCGAAAGAUUCUGUUUGAGAACCCGGACACCAACACCAAGAAGAAGAUCUUCACGUUACAUACUAGCAAGAUGAGCUUGGCUGAGGACGUUGAUCUUGAUGAAUUCAUUGCACAAAAGGAUGACCUCUCAGGUGCGGACAUCAAGGCCAUCUGUUCCGAGGCAGGUUUGCGUGCACUUCGAGAAAGGAGAAUGCGAGUCAACAUGGCGGAUUUCCGAAGCGCCAAGGAGAAUGUGAUGAAGACCAAGAAUGAAGGAGAGCCGGAGGGCUUGUACUUGUAA